This is a messenger RNA of Pygoscelis adeliae (Adelie penguin), 5571 nucleotides long. RefSeq names its product HMG box domain containing 3 (gene HMGXB3). The record is from RefSeq and is a predicted model, not a curated record. The transcript has 19 exons. Bases 1 to 3951 code for a protein of 1316 amino acids. Lineage: Eukaryota; Metazoa; Chordata; Aves; Sphenisciformes; Spheniscidae.
AUGGAGGCUCCGUAUGAUGGCACUGAAGUAACUGUGGUAAUGGAGGAAAUAGAGGGCACUUACACUUACGCAUCACCAGUGCCGUCUAAGAAGAAAAAGAAAUAUAAAAGUACUGGCGAUCAUGGAGAAAAAGCCAAAAAGCCUAGGUCUGCUUACCUCCUCUACUAUUACGACAUUUACUUGAAAGUACAGCAAGAGCUCCCCCACCUCCCUCAAUCUGAAAUCAACAAAAAGAUCAGUGAGAGCUGGAGGUUGCUCAGUGUGGCUGAAAAAAGCUAUUACUUGGAGAAAGCCAAGCUAGAGAAAGAGGGAUUGGACCCGAACUCCAAGGUGUCCGCUCGAACUGCAGUAGUUCCAGACAUUCCAGGUUUCCGUAAGAUUCUUCCUCGCUCAGACUAUAUAAUUAUUCCCAAAACCACUCUUCAAGAGGACAGGAGCAGGCAGUCGCUGGAACUGUGUGUGACACAGGGUCAGGCAGCGUCCGAAGGGUUAACAGCUUCCACCAAUAUCACAAAUGUCUCCCGUGAUGCUGUGCAAAACAUCCUUUCUGUGGACUCGAGCCACGUUGGCAUUUCUGAGCAGUGCAUCGCCAUCGAAGGACUAGCGGAAGAGACUGCUUCCUUUGGUCAGCCGGAUGCUGUGGAAGAAGUGGUUGCGUCAGAGGUUCUUUCUCACUAUGUUGGGCCUGUGACAGACAAAGUGGCUGGAGAUAUCCUCUUGGAUGAGGCUUCUUUGGAAAUAGAAGGGCAACCGUAUCAGACAGCUCGGGUAGUUAUUGAAGAGACUCUAGUUAGCAGCUCCGCAGACAUCUCCAACGGGAGCAUCGCUGUGGCCCGUCCUCAGGUUUCAGAUGGUGUGUCUGUGGUGACUGUGGUGACUGGGAAGGAUACUGAAGAGAGUAGCUCCUCCACACCCGCUACACAGUUUAUUAUGUUACCUUUGCCAGCUCAUUCCAUUGUGGAGAACCCAGCAUCGAUUAAAUUGACAACCACCUAUACUCGCAGGGGACAUGGAAAUUGCACCAAUCCUGGCUGUUCCUUCACUUAUGUCACCAGGCAUAAGCCACCAAAAUGCCCGACAUGUGGGAACUUCCUGGGAGGGAAAUGGAUCCCAAAGGAAAAGCAACCAAAAAGCAAAUCUGAGCCAAAUUCAGGCACGUCUCUUAGAACUCCGGCAGCUAAAAGAGGUCAGCAGUCAGUAUUCACAGAACCAGCAGCUGUUAGCGAGAGUACCUCCAAAUCCGCCUUGGAAAGCUCUGAAGCUGUCAGCCAGCUGCUGAAUGCUGUGCCUGUUGGAGGGCAAAUGCACGAGACGGAGUGGAAGGAAGUGAUCAUCUCUGAGGCUCACAUUCUUGCAAACAAUGUGCUUGCUGAAGACAGAGGGAGUGCUGUUGGAGUGAUGCUGGGUCAAGAGAGCCAACGGCAAGGAGACUCUUCUUCGGAGCAGGCAGAAAAAGAUAGCGUAGGGCUGGGGAUGCCACCGCCUUCUGAGGUGCCGAGUCCAAAUGCCUCUGCAAAAAAGCCAAUGGGAAUUGAUGCUCCAGCUGCUACACACAAAGGACAAGAAGUAAAGAGUAAACCAAGACCUAAGCCCUCCUUGCUGGCUGCAGCAAGACCCAUGCGAGCCAUUCUGCCCGCACCAGCCAGUGUGGGGAGAGAAGCCAGCACUGAGCAGCCUAGCAACAGACAGACCUUUGCAAAUACCGACAAGCAUUCCCCUGUGAGGACAUCAGGCUUGAAGCCCAGUACGCUGAAACAAUUGGGCCAGUCGAUUCUGCAGCCACCAAGUGCUGAGGAGCGAAAGCUCCACAGUGCUUUGACCAGCAGGGCAUCUCAGGUUAAAGUAGUGGAGGUCAAACCAGACAUAUUCCCUUCCUACAAGUACAGCUGCACCGUAACUUUGGAUUUGGGAUUGGCAACAUCACGUGGCAGAGGGAAAUGCAAGAACCCCUCUUGUAGUUAUGUGUAUACAAACAGGCACAAGCCACGAAUCUGUCCAAGCUGCGGAUACAAUCUUGCCAAAGACAGAGCUGAGAAAACAGCAAAAUCCCUGGAGGUCAGUCCAGGUCAGUCUGAUGUGCUGAACACCAGCGAGCCCCUAACCCCAUCCCAGAAAGAGAUCCAGCGUCAAUCCACCCUGCAGUUGCUGCGCAAGGUAAUGCAGAUCCCAGAGAAUGAAUCGGAACUGGCCGAGGUCUUCACGCUCAUCCAUGAACUCAACAGUUCGCGGCUCAUCCUGUCCAACGUGAGUGAGGAGACAGUCACCAUAGAGCAGACCUCCUGGUCAAACUACUAUGAGUCUCCAUCUGCGCAGUGCCUCCUCUGUAACAGCCCAUUGUUCAAAGGGGGACAGAAUUCCCUUGCUGGUCCGCAGGAGUGCUGGCUGCUGACAGCUAAUAGAUUACAGGUGGUUACAGCUCAGGUCAAAGUGUGCUUGAACCUGCAGUGUCUGGCCCUCCAUAGCUUCACCGAUAUUUACACAGGCCUUUUUAAUGUGGGUAACAAGUUGCUAGUGAGCUUGGAUCUUCUGUUUGCAAUCCGAAACCACAUUAAACUUGGAGAGGAUCCCAGAGUGGCUGUUGGCAAUAUUCUCGACUCUGUUCGGGAGCAUACUGAAAAAAGCCUGAGCCCUGAUGAGCAGGUUCAGCUCCAGGAACUGCUGUGCAACGGCUACUGGGCCUUUGAAUGCCUAACAGUCCGGGAUUACAAUGAUAUGAUCUGUGGAAUCUGUGGCAUAACCCCCAAGGUGGAAAUAGCCCAGAGGAAUGUGGAAAAUGUCCUGGCGCUGAAAAAUAUAGAGUUUACUUGGCCAGAAUUCUUGCCAUCAAGUGAAGUGAAUGUAGAAGACUUUUGGUCCACGAUGGAGACAGAGGUGAUUGAGCAGGUGGCUUUUCCUUCUAGCAUCCCCAUCACAAAGUUUGAUGCCUCUAUUGUUGCUCCUUUUUUCCCUCCACUGAUGAGAGGAGCGAUGGUGAUCAAUACUGAGAAGGACAAGAACCUGGAUGCACAGCCAGUGCCAGGUAAUGGGAGUGCCUUGGUGAGGCUCCUUCAGGAAGAAAACUUCAGGCUUGAGCUGAUAAGCUCUUACAGCGAGGAAGAGCUGCAGAGCUUUCUGACACAGUGUGGCAUCCCCUGGGAGGCUUCAGAUACAAAGGACCAGCUCUGCUACUCCCUCCUGGCUCUCUAUGAGUUUGUACAGAAUGGGACAAGCAUCACACAAGCCUCUGCUCAUCACACAGGAGGGAAAAUCUACAAAGUGUGUCCACAUCAGGUUGUGUGUGGCUCAAAGUACAUAGUAAGAGGAGAAAAUGCCCGGGAUCAUGUGGACUUGUUGGUUUCCUCACGUCACUGGCCUCCAGUGUAUGUCGUUGAUACAGCCUCUUCAGUGGCACUGUGCGCAGACAUCUGCUGUCCUGGCCUGACUUCCCAGAUGUGGGGGAAAAACCAGGGCUGCUUCUCUGACCCCAUGGAUCCUCCAACGUAUGUGUCCUGCCCUGAACUGCUAGACCAGCACUACAGCGUAGACAUGACCGUGGCUGAGCACUCUGUUCAGCACCCAAUCACCAAGUCGUCGGCACGCCGAAUCGUUCACACGGGUUCGGAGCAGAACAACCACCAAGAUCCAACGGCUCGGCAUCACUGCAUCUCCCUGUGCCGAGAGCUGGAGCCUUACAGCGCCAUCAUCGCUGCUAUCAACGACAGCAAAACUAGCAACAUCCGCCAAAGGCCCAUCACCUUCGAGAACGCCACGCACUAUUACCUCUACAACCGCCUCAUGGACUUUCUCACCAGCAGGGAAAUUGUGAAUCGGCAGAUCCAGGAGAUCGUACAGAGCUGCCAGCCUGGGGAGGUGGUAAUUCGCGAUGCUCUCUACCGGCUCGGAGUGGCCCAGAUUAAAACAGAAACAGAAGAGGAUGAAGAGGGGAAGCAGGAGGAUGAUAGAGGUUGCUGAGUAACAAAACAGCGUGUUGGUUUCUUUCUCUGGUCGUGUGGAUGGGUGGGCUGAGCCAGUUUCUUCAAGGCUUGGGCAGCUGUCUGGCUUGAGAGUUUAUUUUUACAGGUUGGAGAUGUGAUGCCGGUGGCUUUGACUGCUGUUAAUGACCAAAGAGCUGUGUGCUUCCAUAGUGUCAUGAUAGCUGCUGUGAGCGUGGGUCUGUCACCCCCCUUGCUGAAGGCUGCACCUGCCUCCCGAGGUGUGCGAUGGACCCACUGUUCAGUGGUGUGAAAUGUUGCCCUCCCUGCAGCUGGCGAGUGGAGAAGGGAGAGGCAUUUCUGGUAGCGGGGAGUAUGCAUGGUCAAGCGCGCAGGUGUUUUAAUUCUGAAUCUUGCUUGCUGACUUCUUUGUGCGUAUUGGUUGCAGGGCUGGGGGUGAGGGAGCAGGCAUGAAAGGCAGACAGCUAAGAUGGUUUCCCCCAAAACGUUCUGAAUAGAUUAGUUUAGGACACUGAUGCCUGCUUGGAAAUCUUGCAGAGCUCUCAUAUGCAUUGGCUGCGAGGAGUCUUUAGUCAAGGAGGCGGAGGAGCCAUGUAGCUUUAACGCGCCGUAUCUGGGGAGCCCCCCUGGAGGCUGCGCUCCUGGGUCCAGGAUUGUGGGUGCUUCGGCUGCAGAAAGUUUCUAGAAUUGUUUGUCCCUUCGCAUGAGCACUAAUAACUUAGAAGCUGAAACAUACAGUGAGUGAAAAGUGUUCUGUAUGUUAAGGUAAGACUUGACCGGGUGAGCCCCAGGGGAACCAAGCUCGUUGGAGGGCUGUGUGAGCGCUGUGUAAGGUGGUGACUGUGGAAAGGGGAAGGACACUCAAAAUUUCUGUGUCGUCCCUUGAACGCUUUUUUGUUUUUUUAGCAGUUCUAUUCUGUUCAAGGACUUGCAUUUCUGUUGUCCUGCCCUUAGAACAGGAUCACAAAGACUGUCUGUGGGAUCAAGGAGAAACGAUGAAUGCAGUGUCACCAGAGCGAGCAGGGGUUGGUAUUCCGCCCUCAGAGGAGGCGCUGGGAGAGCUGCAUCCACGUGUGCAAUCUCGGCACUCUGUCAGGUGUCGUUUUUGCCCUGCCCGUGUCCGCACAGCGCUGUGUGGGUUAGAGAAGUCUCAUGCUGCCCAGGGUGCUUUAUCAGCUCCUUGAGAGGAGUUGGGCUGGGACCUCCCUGUCCCUACAGCGCGUCCGAAGAACACCUUGGGCUACGGUUGUAAAGCUACGUGCGUCGCCUGCUGCCGGCUCCCUUUGCUAUUGCUGGUGAUGAAAGUGAAGGUGGAUGGGUGUUUGCUGUGAGCCGCAGAGGAGAGCAGCGGGAUGCUAGACUGCUAAGUGGCCAUCCAGGGAGUUUACUUUGUCCGAGCGAGCAGCGGGGAAGAUUCAGAAGCUUGCGGUGUGGUUGAAAACUCCCUUCUGUGAAGGGGAACCUAUUGAGUACCGUACUGUUAAAGUAAAUGUAUUAAGUCUGAGCAAAUGCAGUAAUGAUGGCUUGGGGUUUUUCUGUUAAGAACAUUAACUUAUUAUAAGAGACAUUAGUGACUUUUUUCAGUCAGUGAUAAAGUUUAAUAAAUUAUCUCCAAUUUUUGGGGUGAAACUGUGGCCAA